Solanum dulcamara is the source of this 3762-nucleotide messenger RNA. RefSeq names its product transcription factor GTE10-like. The transcript is spliced from 10 exons. Bases 1008 to 3353 code for a protein of 781 amino acids. The record is from RefSeq and is a predicted model, not a curated record. Gene Ontology annotation, molecular function: protein binding. NCBI's taxonomy places the organism in Eukaryota, Viridiplantae, Streptophyta, Magnoliopsida, Solanales, Solanaceae.
UCCAACAGCAAUCACAGCCGCCAGAUCUGUAUCUUACGGUCUGAAACAGAGAAAUUAGGAAAACCGUCGGAUCAAUUAAGGAGCUGAAAUGUACGGUUUAGAUUAGCUAAUCAGCGGCGGGCUGGGCUGCAAAACCAGCCUUUAAGUAGACGGUGGCAAUCAAAAAGAGACCCAACAAAGACAAUCUCGUAAGUAUUCUCUCUCUCUUUCUCUCUCCUUCAUCUCUCUGUUUCUCUCUCUAGCUUUACCCAAAUGUUGUGUUUUUUAAUUAUCUCACUCUCUUAUUAGCGGGCGGUGAAGAGGGUUUUUUGUUCUAGGGUUUGGUUUGCUCCUUGAUUUGGGGUCCUUGGUCUGACCCGAACCGAUAAUGUCUCAACCCUAUUUGGUCCCCUCAUGUUGGGAGAUCCAGGUUUUCAAUUGGAUUCUUCUUGAUUUUGCAUUUUAGUUCAACCAUUUUAGGUUUUUAAUUAUAAAGGUAGGAUCUUUUUUAUUUUAUUUAUUUAUAUCUAGGGUUUGUUUCUGAACGAAGGCAAUUUGAUUUGAGGUUAGGGUUUGUAUCUGAACGAAGAGGAUUUGAUUUGAGGUUAAAGGUAGGAUCUUUUUACAUUUUUUUAUCUAGGGUUUGUUUCUGAACGAAGAGAAGUUGAUUUGAAGUUAGGGUAUCUAUAAAUCUGUUAUUCUUUUUUUCUUCUUCCCCAAUUUGUUAAACUCUAAUCCAGAAUAAAGCAGUUUUCUUUGAUUUGAGUGUUGUUAUAUUAUUCUGAGUUUUCUAAAGGCAAAUCCUAAUAGAUUGAACAAAGGGGUGAAAACGACGAAUUGAUCGAACUCUGCAUUGGGAGAAAUGGUGGAAGUUGUUUUAUACCGGUGCUAUUGAUAUCUUUGAUAAUUGUUGACCUGGCGAGGAGGUCUAUUUGAUAGUUGUUGACCUAACAAGUUCUUGUGUAAUUUGAGUGGAUCAAAUGUUGAAAAGAAAUAUCUGAUAUGUUCAGAAUUGGGGAGGUAUUCACAUGGCACCUACUGUUCCAGUAGAUUACAUUGGACAGAGAGAAUCGAAGUUCUUUAAAAAGAAUUCAGGUGAUAUGACGGGAAAAUCACGCAAGGGUUUUAAAGGUUGCUUGCCUGGGAUUGUGCCUGAUUAUCGUAAUGCCGUCGAGACAAUGGCAGAAUCCGAGGGUUUCGGGAGCUCUGGACGGGUGGAUACUGAAAGGACAGCUUCGGAGGACUCUUGCGCACCUAAAAGAAAAUCCAUUUGUUUGAAUGCUGAUGGUCAUGACCGAUUUGGUGUACCUAUUCAAGUAAUGUCGUUGUCCAAGAUGUCACGAUCUGAGAGAAAAGGGUUGGGAAUUAGGUUGAGGAAUGAACUUGAACUAGUCAGGGGACUGCAGAAGAAAAUUGCUUCUGUCGGCUCUAAUAUUGGGGUUCUUUCACCUGCUAGCGAUAUUCAAAAUUGCACCAAUGGGCAGAGGAGAUCAGGGUCAGAGAUAUCUCAGCGAUAUAUGGCUGAAGCAGUGGUGCCUCCUGGGAAGAAAAAGGCUGCAGCAGGGAGAAAUGGGCCUCUUACUAAGGGUCCCGGAGCUAAGCGGCCUAAGUCAAUGCAACAGGCUGUGCCCUCAGAUACAAGCACUGUCAUGUUGAUGAAACAGUGCGAGACAGUGCUAAACAGACUGAUGUCGCAUCAGCAUGGUUGGGUCUUCAAUCAUCCAGUUGAUGUCGUAAAGUUAAAAAUCCCUGACUACUUCACUGUUAUUAAGCAACCAAUGGACCUAGGGACCAUCAGGUCAAAGUUGCAUUCGGGAGAAUAUUUGAGCCCUUUGCAGUUUGCUGCUGAUGUGAGGCUCACUUUUAAAAAUGCAAUGACAUACAAUCCGCCAGGAAAUGAUGUUCAUAUUAUGGCUCAAACACUUGGUAAAUUUUUUGAGGUUAGAUGGAAACCAAUAGAAAAAAAGAUACCUGUUAUUGAAGAGGAACCAUUACCUUCUAAGUCGAGCAUUAUCAUAGAAACUGAAACUGAUACUCCUCUAACAAUGCCGCCUUCAAAGAAGAAGAAAAUUGCUCCAUUGGAGAAUUGGGUUAAACCAGAACCUGUAAAGCGAGUCAUGAGUGAUGUUGAAAAACAUAAACUCACUGCCGAGCUUGAAGAUUUGCUGACCGAAUUACCUGAAAAUAUAGUUGAUUUCUUGAAAGAAAAAAGCUCCAACGGAAGUCAAGUCAGUGAAGAUGAGAUCGAGAUUGAUCUUGAUGCUCUUCAUGACGAUAUCUUGUACGAGCUACGGAAGCUUUUGGAUGAUUAUCUACUGGAAAAACAGAACAAUCAGGCAAAAGGUGAACCCUGUGAGAUGGAGCUUCACAAUGAGUCUGGAUUCAGUAAUUCAUCCAUGCAGCCAUUUAAAGGAAAUGAUCCGGCAGAUGAGGAAGUGGAUAUCGGUGAGAAUGAUCCACCUGUUUCAAGCUUCCCUCCUGUGGAGAUUGAGAAUGAUAGAGCUCGCAGGAGCAAUAAAUGCAGUAGUUCAAGUAGUUCGAGUGGUGAUUCUGGCUCUUCAUCUAGUGGUACAGACUCCGGAAGCUCAUCUGGUGGUGAAUCGGAUGCUGAUAAAGAUUCAGUUGCCUUAACUGUUCAGAAGGCAACAGCGGCUUCUGGGGGGAGAUUGGAGCUGGAAGAUGAGCUUGACCUUCCAGAAACUACAGAUUCCUUGGCUGGUCAAACAGUGCUGACUUCUCAGCAGAACUCCAAUUUUACUGAGCCCGGUGAUCAUCGAGAGGAGGAGAGUGCUGAACCUGAGAGGCAAGUCUCUCCUGAGAAGCUUUACCGUGCAGCUUUGUUAAGAGGUCGCUUUGCGGAUAUCAUACUAAAAGCUCAGGAGAAGAGCAUUGAAAAGGGUGAAGUGCGGGACCCUGAAAAGCUAAAGCUUGAGAGAGAGGAAUUUGAAAGGCGAAGGCGAGAAGAGAAAGCUCGCUUGCAAGCUGAAGCUAAGGCUGCUGAAGAGGCUCGUAAAAGAGCUGAGGCAGAAGCUGCUGCAGAAGCCAAAAGGAAACGGGAACUUGAAAGAGAAGCUGCCCGUCAGGCACUCCAGAAGAUGGAGAAGACUGUUGAAAUCAAUGAGAACAGCAGAUUUAUGGAAGAUCUGGAAUUGUUCAGAGCUGCUCCAGAUGAACAGCUAGAGAGCUUCAUUGAGGAUUCUAGUCCUGGUCAUUCUGAGAAUGUUCUUGGGAGUUUCAAAUUUAAGGCAAGUAGUAAUCCGUUGGAGCAACUUGGAUUAUAUAUGAAGGAAGAAGAUGAAGAGGAGGAUGAAGAAGCUGAACCACAUAGCAUCCCUGAUGUAUCAAAUGAUCCUGAGGAAGGAGAGAUUGAUUGAUAUCUCUUUAAUACUUUGUCCAAUUGGCAAGUCGAUGCGGGUGAUUUUCUUCAGAAUCCUUGCUUGGUGGUUUAAUUGAACUCUCAUUUUGUCGUCUCAGGGUGGACUCUGUGGAAAAAAAUAGUGGGGAUACACGAGUGAAGUCAUGACCUAGGGUCUCUUUAAGUUGAUGCAAGUGUCCUCCAGCUCGGAUACUUCAGAAGAGACUUGUCUGUCCAACAUAGCUAGCCAUCUUAUAUUAAUAUUUCAGAUUCUUUUGCUCGUGUAUAAGCUGGGAUGACAUAAGUUGGUUAUCUGUCCAGUGGAAGUAAAACAGUUUUGUUACAUAGUUUAGUACUAGAUUGCUGCUCGUGUUGUAGUAAAAGGAAAAAAAUGUUGUUAAAAGGUGCGUUGGCUUUACCGUCCCCAA